Molecule: messenger RNA, 3558 nt
Organism: Knipowitschia caucasica
Lineage: Eukaryota; Metazoa; Chordata; Actinopteri; Gobiiformes; Gobiidae
Source: the annotation of a GenBank genome assembly
AUGGAGGAGGCUCUGCCAAUCGAUCUGACCUACAUCACGGAGCGCAUCAUCACCAUCGUGUGUCCCAAAGAGCGGUCCGAGGACGCCUACCUGCACAACCUGAGCCACAUUGCACACAUGCUGCGCUCAAAGCACGGACACAACUACAUGUUUAUUAAUCUCUCAAACAGAAAUGAUUCUUUGAGCAGAGUGGCACACAAGGUUGUGGACACAGGAUGGACCGACCAACUGGCUCCAAACCUGGAUCAGAUCAUCAAUGUGUGCACGGCCAUGGAGAAGUGGCUGCAGCAGCACCACAAACACGUCCUGGUGCUGCAUUGUCAGGGGGGCAAAGGCAUGAUCGGAGUCUUGUUGGCUUCCUACAUCCAUUUCAGCAACUUGUCGUCCAGUGCAGAGCUUUCCCUCGACCACUUUGCCAUGAGACGAUUCUUUCACAACAAGCUGGCCCCAGUGAUGACCCCCUCCCAGAAAAGGUACGUGUGGAUGCUGGGGAGCAUGUUGAAGGGAGGCCUGAGGAUGUGUCCUAAUCCCUCCUUCCUCCUCUGUGUGGUCCUGAACAGUCUGCCCAACAUGAGACCUGAUGGAGGGUGCAGUCUUUUUGUGCGAGUUUACCAAAGUCUGCAGGUGGUGUGCACAUCUGCUGUUUACCACGUUAACGCAUCUCACACGGACCGGCUUUACUUUGUGCUCCAGCCCGCUCAGCUGCUCAAAGGGGACAUCAUGAUUGUUUGCUAUGACAAAAACUGGCGGUUGUCGAGUCGUCAGAUAGUCUUCCGGCUGCAGUUCCACACAGGCCUGGUGCACGGACACUCACUCACCUUUUUUAAAGCCGACUUGGACUGUGCCAGUGAAGAUUCCCGUUUCCCUGAAAAUGGAAAAGUGGAGUUGUUCUUUUCAGACAGUCCGGAGAAGAUGGCAGGCAGAGAGCUGUGGCACAACGGGCGCUCCGUCACAGUGGACUAUGACACCUUGGACCCUGUGGUCAGACGGGACUCCUACCAGGACAUCCACAGUUUGGGAGCAGCCCAAAUAACACAGAGAUGGACUCCUAGAACCCAUGGGAAGAUUCAUCCAAAGCAGGGUGACUCAUUGAAUGGAAGCCUAUACGCAAAAGUGAGAAAGUCCAUCUCUAAAGAGCGUCUACCCUUCGUUCUGUCGCCCGGCUCUCCCAGCUGCAGUGAGCGCUUCCCCUCUGGAAGCAGUGACUCUGGACUAUCAGUGGCCUCCCAGGGCCCGACCAGGACUCCCCUCGGUGGCGAGGGUGAGAUCGCUGGUGACGAGUCUGGAUUGGGGCAGACCGUAAAUGGGGGCACAUCACCCACGGAGCGAGAGACGGACAUUUUGGAGGAUGUGGAGGAGUCUGCUCUAGAGAGGCCUAGUUCUAGUAGCAUGUGCUCUCUGUCUUCUGAAGAGCGGCCAUUGCAAAGUGAGGAGGACUCCACUCAAUCUUGGGUUCAGCAGCAACGGCAGCAAAUAGAUAACGCUGUAGUGACAAGAGACUUUAAAGUGAAUGGCAAUCACAAAGUUACUGAGGGAGAAGAUGACCAUGCUAGUUCUUCAGCAGCUCCACAUGCACCUGUCAGAGGCUCCAGCAGCAGAGAAGCAGUGCAGAGGGGCUUACAUGAGGACGCUACAGACCACACGCAGUCGCCGUGUCAAGACGAAGAGCUGGCAUCUCUCGCUACAGAUAUCGAUGAAUCCAUUGAGCAGUUAAACCAGCUCAUCCUGGAUUUAGACCCCACGUUUGUCCCUGUCCCGACCAAGUGCUCCCCCCUGUCCCGGUCAGCUUCUCUUCACAGCAACGGCCUGAGCCACAAAGGACUGACACAUCUGACAGGAUGGAAUCAACAGAAGCAGUUCAGUGAUGUGACAGACUACAGUCCUGAAUGGAAAGCCCAAAGUCUAAGGAACUCUCCGCUCUGUAGUCCUCCUUUUGCAAAACAGCAUGGGAAUCUCUGCAAAACUACCAGUGUGGACUAUGCUGGACAAGCCCUCAUCAGUGACCCGGUCCCCCCGACACCGGCCUUCCCUGUGUCCCCGACUACGCCCUAUGUCAAACAUUUCUCAGAGUUUUCCCAGAUUCAGAGCAGUGGACAGUGGGACCAACACAGCUGGACACAAGAUUCCCGGAGUUUCCUGGACAGUAUGAACCAUGGCGGGAGUUCGACAGAAGGAGACGUCACCCCUGCUCCCUGUCAGAGGAUUUUUGGCUCCAUGUACUCAAUGUCCUCCAACAGCCCCCUCCCACACGCAGACAGCCCCACGCCUCCUCCAGCCUGGCACAACCAAAGCCCACGUCCCUCUCAGCCAUCACCUCCUCUGUCUCUCAGCUCGCCCAAAGCCCACAGCUCGCCCCGUAGUGCUCUCAAGUUUCUGAGUGGCAGGCAGACGGACAGCACAGACUUCUCCUCGCUGUUGGGGAAUGGCAGCCUUGAGCACAGCCUGCUGGAGGCCAUGGAGGGCUUGGAGGGACUGGGUCUGAUUGGAGAUGGAAGCCUGCCGCCCAUGCUGCCGGACAAGAGGAGGGUCGGGGAGUUGGGGGACCUGGGAUCACGAUCUUCUUCCUUAAGUGGUUUUUCCAGCCCUCACAGCGGGAGCAGCCUCAGCAUCCCCUUCUCAGCUUCUAUGAGCCCUGACCCACUCAGGGGUCUCGGAGGGGCCCCAUCACCUGGACCUGAAUAUGGUUAUAAGCAAGAUCCUGUCAAAUUUGUUCAGGAUACAUCCAAGUUUUGGUAUAAGCCUGACAUUUCCAGAGACCAAGCUAUUGCUGUGCUAAAGGACAAAGAACCAGGUUCUUUUAUUGUCAGAGACAGUCAUUCCUUCCGUGGGGCAUAUGGCUUGGCUAUGAAGGUGGCUACACCUCCUCCGUCUGUGAUGCAGCAGAGUAAAAAGGUUGGAGACAUGUCCAAUGAGCUCGUCCGACACUUUCUGAUCGAGUGCACGCAGAAAGGAGUCCGUCUCAAAGGAUGUCCAAACGAGCCCUACUUUGGAAGCCUCACAGCUCUUGUAUGCCAGCACUCCAUCACCCCUCUGGCUCUGCCAUGCAAACUCAUCCUGCCAGACAGAGACCCAAUGGAAGAUCUGAAUGAUUCAACUCCACAAACAGCUACAAAUUCAGCAGCGGAACUUCUUAAGCAAGGAGCAGCAUGUAAUGUGUGGUUCCUGGGCUCAGUAGAGCUGGAAUCCUUAACCGGUCUUCAGGCAGUUCAGAAGGCCACAACUGUGACUUUGGCCAAGGAUCCUUCUCCUCCCUCCACUGUGGUGCACUUUAAAGUGUCAGCUCAAGGAAUCACGCUCACAGACAACCAGAGGAAGUUGUUCUUCAGGAGACAUUAUGCUGUUAAUACAGUCAUUUUCUGCUCGCUGGAUCCACAGGGAAGAAAAUGGAAGAAACGAGACAAUGGAUCUACAGCAAAGAUUUUUGGAUUUGUAGCCAGAAAGUCCCAGAGUGAGACAGAAAACAUGUGCCACCUGUUUGCUGAGCAUGACCCCGAGCAGCCGGCGAGCGCCAUUGUCAACUUUGUUUCAAAAGUCAUGAUUGGGUCACACAAAAAGUAA